Molecule: messenger RNA, 222 nt
Organism: Cladocopium goreaui
Lineage: Eukaryota; Dinophyceae; Suessiales; Symbiodiniaceae
Source: the annotation of a GenBank genome assembly
AUGCCAUUGGCAGAGGCACAAGCGUUUCUUGAGGACAAGGAGCUACACUUGAUGAAGGGCUUGGAAUUGAAGAACAAGCGCAUUGCGAAGGUGAAGGCUCGAUGGCUUCAGCUCACAAUUCCAAACGGCAAAAGGGAGCUGAGGCCAUACUGUACGAUCGAGCUGUUCUUUGGUGCUUGCAAUACGGUGCUGAGGCCGACAUACAUGAAGCGUUGCACUUGA